AUGGCCAUCGUAGUAAAAGUAGUAGAACAUACGCUACCCAAUUGUUGUGGGUUCUUGUCCAAUUCCGACAAAAAGUUUGUAAGUUGUUGUAAAAUUAUUGUAGAGAGAUUAGAUGAUAAGAUAAAUGUUUGAUAAUUAUCGUAGUAGUUGUACUGUAUAUAAAAGUAUUAUUGAUUUGAGAUAGACGUCAAAGUAAAAGGCAACAUUCAUUUGGCUAAAGUCUUACAUUGUACAUCAUAUAACUCAAGUUCAAUAUCCUGUUAAACCUCUUUUUUUAAAUUUUUAUAAUUUUAAACUUGAAAAUCCCUUCAUUUUUUAAAAUCGAAAACUUUCUUUCAGGUAGAAUCAGCCAGUUUUGCCGUAUUCCACUGUUCUAAAGUCGGCGAAAGCAACCAAAAUGGAUUUGUUUUGCAAGUUUUCGCUUCGAAACCCCCAUUUGAAUACCUACAUCUGAAUCGUAUCUUCCUACAGAAGCUAGGUUUAAGUGUUGGUGAUGAGUUGAUGCUAGAGCAGGUCAAGGAUGUCAAUUACUGCCAAUGGAUGGAGAUAAAGCCAGAGACCUUUGAAGACUGGAAUAUUAUCGUAGGUAUUCAUAGUUGGUCUUGUUUUAAAAAUUAUUUUAAAGAAUACGUUAGGACUUAUAUUAACCUAUAAUAAUUAAUCGGAACUUAAUUUUAAACGUGCAAUAGGUUCUUUUACUUAUUAUUUUGCAGGAAAACACCAGCGAAGUGAUUGAAGAAGACUUCCUACGCCAAAUCCGUGUAGUACAAGAAGACCUCUCUUUCGUAUUAUUUUUGUCCUCAGGCAUUUCAGUCAACUUCAGAGUCGGUAAGGAUACCCAUACUAUUGUUUUGUUACUGUAAAAUCUUUUUUCUUGAAAUCGAAAACCACACCUUACUCAACUAAAACACCAUUUUAGUCCAAAUCGGCUCGAAAUUGCCUAAGGGAUCGGCGGCUCUGAUCUCCAACACAACCCAAGUUAUGGUAGCUCCACUAUCUCAACCAAAAGUUACAGAAUACGCUCAAAAGAGUACUGUAACAGAAGCUCCCCACGAUAAUGUAGCUUUGUUUAAUCCGCUGAGAUUCUUCAUCGUCCAUAACAAUAUCCAGUUGUAUCUUCGAGUCAUGCCCCACGGUUUCUCGAAGAAACUAAAGGUCAAAUUGCCUAUCUCUACUGUGGUUACUAUUGGCAAAGGUAGGAAAACGUAGAAUAACAAGAGUUAACUUAUCGUAUCGCUUCUUAGGUAACAUAUAUAGUUAAUGUAAUUACCAGAUAAAUUGUUUUAUCUCCCACAUUCUUCAGGGAAAUACGUAAAAACCAAGAUAUAUCGUGUGAUACGACCCUAUGCUACCUCAAUAUACAUCAACCUCGUUGAAUUACCAGAAGCCUCAAUAGAACUACAAUCUCAAUUGGCAAGUAUACACGAAGCCUUGAGGCAAUUGCCAAAAGGACACUGCUUUGUAUCUUCAGACCUGCAACAACAAGGAUUACAGUCAUCUAUGCGCUUACUGUGUAUCCCAGCUAAUGAAUGCGAAAUACGACAAUUGAAAAGGGUUUUGUACAGCAGUAGUGUUAAUGUAAGUUAAUGUAAAGUAAACUAGAAAAUUAACUUUAAAAUAACCAUACCAUAUCAUAACUAACAAUAUCUAAAAUUUUAGCUAAAACCACAUCAGUUAGAAACCAUAAUCAAGCACAACUUCAAAGACCAACCCUAUAUACCAUUCAUAAUUCCAGAUUCCGGUUGCGAAAUUACAUUAAAGAAUCACGGUAAAUUAGAUAUCUUCUUUGCAAUUUAAAAUAAUAAUAAGACAAUUAAAAUAAAGCAAAAAUGUUACCUAAAAUACUUUCAGACGGCCGUUUCACGGUAAAAUUCGUAUCAUCAGAAGGUAUCGACAGCACGAAGCGAUGUAGCCUAUUCCUAGUCGACAAGUUGCCAACGUUUCAACAAAGUGUAAGUUUAGAUACAAAUUAAUCUUGUAACCGGCCUAUUAUAAAGUCAAAGAAAUCAAACUUUCAAUAUAAAUAUAAGUUUCAGGAACACGAAAUCAAGAUCCCACCUCAACCAGAACAAAAGCUUGUACCUAAUUUUGGAGAAAAGCAAACGAAGAGUGACCUUUUCGAAGCCCAAAGCAAGAUCGUGGAUAAUAUUCUACAAUACCUGAAGCCAGUCUGUCAGAAACCUCACUGUAAUGGACUCAAUGUUCUUGUUUGUGGAGAAGAAUUCAGUGGAAAAACUACAAUAUUAAAUACGAUCUCCAUGAACCUCUACGAAGAUCUCAAGGUUUCUCUUUGAAAAUCGACUGUAACGAGUUCAAAGGUAUGGAUAAUAUAAAUAUUGAAAGGUACCUUCCAAAUUAAUAUACAAAACUUACAUUGUGGGACUUGAAUAUUCAUCAUAGUUUUCGUCAACAGUGUCCUUCAAAAAAAAAUUUUGUAAAUCAAAAAUUUCAAAAUUUUUUUUCAAUCCAAAAUUAGCCGCGAAUUGUGACAUUUCGUUACAAAACCCAAUAAAUAUUUUCAGGAAAAUCUCCGGACAAUGUUUCGUUGUUUUUGGAGCAAAAACUUCGACUUCUGGAAGCCCGAUGGCCUUCUGUACUGUUCUUGGACCAAUUCGACUUCUUGAAUAAUUCUUUGGAAGAUGAAGAAAGGUCAAAGUUCAUUGCCAAGGUUUAUUUGAGUAAGUUUUAUGAAGGAUAACUUAUUUUUUUGGUAUUUAUGUACUUUGUUUAUAUUUUAGGUAAUAUUUUUGCGUUUUUAAAUGAAUUUUGGCUUUAAAAUAGCCGAGGAAUAUGUACAAUAUAACAAGUCGUGUUUAUUUCAGAGAUCUCAUCCUUAAUCUACGAUUAUAACAUUACUGUAGUUGCCACGACUAAAAGCCAGCAUUCUCUGGCAGAUGGAGCGUUGAGAUGUCAUGGUAAACGCUUCUUUACUCUAGUAAUGGAGAUAACUCAAAUUAGUCAGGUAGGUUACUUUAUGUUUACUGAUGUAUCUCAAUAUUUUUGAACUUGAAAGUCUGAUAUAAUGCUGGUUUUUACUGCAAAUAUUUUACCGUAAGAGUGAUGGAUAAAAGUAGAGGUGUUUAAUGUAAAUUUUAAUAUUUAAGAGUUAG
This is a messenger RNA of Bursaphelenchus okinawaensis, 3110 nucleotides long. NCBI's taxonomy places the organism in Eukaryota, Metazoa, Nematoda, Chromadorea, Rhabditida, Aphelenchoididae. The record is from the annotation of a GenBank genome assembly.